Mesoplodon densirostris (Blainville's beaked whale) is the source of this 4567-nucleotide messenger RNA. RefSeq names its product lysine demethylase 4A (gene KDM4A). Lineage: Eukaryota; Metazoa; Chordata; Mammalia; Artiodactyla; Ziphiidae. Gene Ontology annotation, molecular function: histone H3K36 demethylase activity; histone H3K9 demethylase activity. Gene Ontology annotation, biological process: chromatin remodeling. The coding region runs from base 146 to 3361 and encodes 1071 amino acids. The transcript has 22 exons. The record is from RefSeq and is a predicted model, not a curated record. Gene Ontology annotation, cellular component: nucleus.
UUAGAGGAGGCGGAGCUUCGACCUUAGCCGGCUGGGAGAGCAGUCGGAUCGGCUAGUGGCGACAGCAGAAGUCGGGCCUUAGCCCUGCCGGGGCAGUGGGCUUUAAAUUCCUGCUUGACCAAAGUGACCUCAAAAAGGAGGGAAAAUGGCUUCUGAAUCUGAAACCUUGAAUCCCAGUGCUCGGAUAAUGACCUUUUACCCGACUAUGGAGGAGUUCCGGAACUUCAGUCGUUAUAUUGCCUACAUUGAAUCCCAAGGAGCUCAUCGGGCUGGGCUGGCUAAGGUUGUUCCUCCAAAGGAGUGGAAGCCACGAGCAUCCUAUGAUGAUAUUGAUGACCUGGUCAUUCCUGCCCCCAUCCAGCAGCUGGUGACUGGGCAGUCUGGCCUCUUUACUCAGUACAACAUACAGAAGAAAGCCAUGACUGUUCGAGAGUUCCGCAAGAUAGCCAAUAGCGAUAAGUACUGUACCCCACGCUAUAGUGAAUUUGAAGAGCUUGAACGGAAAUACUGGAAAAAUCUCACAUUCAAUCCCCCAAUCUAUGGUGCAGAUGUGAAUGGCACUCUCUAUGAAAAGCAUGUUGAUGAGUGGAAUAUUGGCCGCCUGAAAACAAUCCUGGACUUGGUGGAAAAGGAGAGCGGGAUCACCAUUGAGGGUGUGAACACCCCAUACCUGUACUUCGGCAUGUGGAAGACAUCCUUUGCCUGGCACACCGAAGACAUGGACCUGUAUAGCAUCAAUUACCUGCACUUCGGAGAACCCAAAUCCUGGUACUCCGUCCCGCCUGAGCACGGAAAGCGGCUGGAGCGCCUGGCCAAAGGCUUUUUCCCGGGCAGUGCUCAAAGCUGUGAGGCUUUUCUCCGCCAUAAGAUGACCUUGAUUUCUCCUUUAAUGCUGAAGAAAUACGGAAUUCCCUUUGACAAGGUGACUCAGGAAGCUGGGGAAUUUAUGAUCACUUUCCCUUACGGGUACCAUGCCGGCUUUAACCAUGGCUUCAACUGUGCUGAGUCCACUAAUUUUGCUACCCGGCGGUGGAUCGAGUAUGGCAAACAAGCUGUGCUGUGCUCCUGCAGGAAGGACAUGGUGAAGAUCUCUAUGGACGUGUUUGUGAGGAAGUUCCAGCCAGAAAGGUACAAACUCUGGAAAGCUGGGAAGGACAGCACUGUCAUCGACCACACUCUGCCCACGCCAGAAGCGGCUGAGUUUCUCAAGGAGAGUGAACUGGCCCCGAGAGCCCAGAAGGAGGAGGAGUGCCCGGAGGAGGACGACAUGGAGGGGGUUGAGGAUGGAGAGGAGGGUGACCUGAAGAGGAGCCUGGCCAAGCACCGUAUUGGGACAAAGAGGCACCGAGUUUGUCUUGAAAUCCCACAGGAGGUGAGUCAGAGCGAGCUCUUCCCCAGGGAGGAGCUGGGCUCUGGACAAUACGAUAUGGCAGAGUGCCAGGCCGCCCUUGCUCCUGUGAGGCCCACCCACAGCUCCGUGCGCCAAGUUGAGGACGGUCUCACCUUCCCAGAUUAUUCCGACUCCACCGAAGUCAAAUUUGAAGAGCUUAAAAAUGUCAAGCUGGAAGAGGAGGAGGAGGAGGAGGAGGAGGAGAUGGAGGAGGAUCAGGAAGCGGCUGCCUUGGACCUUUCUGUGAAUCCGGUUUCUUUUGGGGGUCGCCUCGUCUUCUCAGGCUCCAAAAAGAAGUCAUCUUCCAGCCUGGGCUCUGGUUCUUCACGGGAUUCUAUUUCUUCCGAUUCAGAAACUAGUGAGCCUCUGUCCUGCCGAGCCCAAGGGCAAACAGGAGUCCUCACUGUGCACAGCUACGCCAAAGGGGAUGACAGGGUCACCGCAGGAGAGUCAUACACGAGGAAGAAAGGGGGUGUCACCAGGAGCAUCAACGAGCAGGAGCUGGCUGAGGUUGCGGAUGAAUACAUGUUUUCUCUGGAGGAGAGUAAGAAGUCCAAGGGCCGUCGUCAGCCCUUAAGCAAGCUCCCCCGCCACCACCCGCUCGUGUUGCAGGAUUGCGUCAGCGAUGAUGAUGUAUCAGAACAGGGGACCCCUGAGGAGGAGGCUGAGGAGACGGAGGCCUGGGCCAAGCCCCUGAGCCAGCUGUGGCAGAACCGACCUCCAAACUUUGAGGCCGAAAAGGAAUUCAACGAAGCCAUGGCCCAGCAGGCCCCUCACUGCGCCGUCUGCAUGAUCUUUCAGACUUAUCAUCAGGUGGAGUUUGGAAUCCUUAGUCAGAACUGUGGCAGUGCUCCAGAUUUAGUGCCCCAGAAGCAGAGGACCAAGCCAUUGAUUCCAGAAAUGUGCUUCACCUCGACUGGGUGUAGCACGGACAUCAACCUGUCCACCCCUUACCUAGAGGAGGACGGCACCAGCAUCCUAGUGUCCUGCAAGAAGUGCAGCGUCCGGGUCCAUGCCAGUUGCUACGGGGUCCCCCCUGCAAAGGCUUCUGAAGACUGGAUGUGUUCUCGGUGUUCGGCCAACGCCCUGGAAGAGGACUGCUGCUUGUGCUCAUUACGAGGGGGAGCCCUGCAGAGGGCCAACGACGACAGGUGGGUCCAUGUCUCAUGUGCGGUGGCGAUUCUGGAAGCGAGAUUUGUCAACAUUGCAGAAAGAAGUCCAGUGGAUGUGAGCAAAAUUCCCCUGCCCCGCUUCAAACUGAAAUGUGUCUUCUGUAAGAAACGGAGGAAAAGAACUGCUGGCUGCUGUGUGCAGUGUUCUCAUGGCCGUUGCCCAACUGCCUUCCACGUGAGCUGUGCUCAGGCUGCAGGAGUGAUGAUGCAGCCAGAUGACUGGCCUUUUGUUGUCUUUAUUACCUGCUUUCGGCACAAGAUCCCUAAUUUGGAGCGUGCCAAGGGCGCCUUGCAGAGCAUCACUGCAGGCCAGAAGGUCAUUAGCAAGCACAAGAAUGGGCGCUUCUACCAGUGUGAGGUGGUAAGGCUCACCACGGAGACCUUCUAUGAAGUCAACUUUGAUGACGGCUCCUUCAGCGACAAUCUCUAUCCCGAGGACAUAGUGAGUCAGGACUGUCUCCAGUUGGGUCCUCCUGCUGAAGGGGAAGUAGUCCAAGUGAGAUGGACAGACGGCCAAGUCUAUGGAGCCAAGUUUGUGGCCUCUCACCCCAUCCAGAUGUACCAGGUGGAGUUUGAGGAUGGCUCACAGCUUGUGGUUAAGAGAGAUGACGUGUACACGCUGGAUGAAGAGCUUCCCAAGAGAGUCAAGUCUAGACUGUCAGUAGCCUCAGACAUGCGCUUCAAUGAGAUUUUCACAGAGAAAGAGGUUAAGCAGGAAAAGAAACGGCAACGAGUUAUCAACUCAAGAUACCGGGAAGAUUACAUUGAGCCUGCACUAUACCGGGCCAUCAUGGAGUAGGUGCUUCCAGCGGCCAGGAGAGUCCCAGCUGUCAAGGCGAAAGCACUCUGGGGUUCCACAGCACAGCAGACACUUCGAUCUCUGAAGUCUCUAAAAGUGAACUGUAAAAUGAAAUGGAAUGAAAUAACCGACCCCAUCAUCUUCUCACCCUGCCCUCAUCGCAUUCCACUGUAAUGAAAUGACAAGCCGUACUUGGACAUGUGGCAGCAGCCGCUGAUCUCCCAGCUGAUGGGCUGAGCACUGGAACGCUGUGGCUGCAUGGGCCCCAGUCUGUAAUGGGGUCGGCUGUGCUGGCUGGGCUGGUUGCCCUGUUCCUGGCCUUGGACUUAGCUUCCUAAUGAUCACCUGCACCAACUAGGCAGAGGUGCUGGUGCUUGCCCUCUCCCCCUUUUUGUAUUUAUGUGUGUGUGUGUGUGUGUGUGUGUGUGUGUGUGUGUGUGUGUGUGUGUGUGUGUGUGUGUGUGUGUGUGUGUGUGUGUGUGUGUGUGUGUGUGUGUGUGUGUGUGUGUGUGUGUGUGCGUAUGUAUGUUUGGUCUGGACCAGCUUCUGCCAGCCCCUGGCCUUUACUUUCUUCCUUGCCUAUCCAGGGCAACAAAAAUGUGAAAUUCUGCCCUCAGCUGAACUGAGUAAGGGCCCCUGGGGGUUGGCUGGAGAUGGCUGUGGCAUCUGUUUGUCUCUGGAACUGACUCAAGAGAGUGCUGGCAAAGCUGCAGUGAUGAGAUGCUAAGGAGUUAGCGCCACCUCUUUGCCUUCUCUUGAAGAAGACAGGGGUAACCUGGAUGUGUGCCCACAUCACUCUAGGCACAGAGCCCCUGUGGACAGUAUUAAAGGGUGUGGGUGGGGAAUACUCUGAAGGGGGAUCUAAUGAUGGAAGCAGGCAGAGCCUGGCGGGUGAGUCUGUCAACAGAAAACUGCAAUCAUGCAGGGGCUGGGAGGGUUAAGAUGAACUGGGGCCACUGGAGGCCAGGGGGUGGGUUUAGAUAUGCCCCCUGGUCUGGGGGUGGGAGGGAGCCGAUUUGGGAGCGGGGUGGGACUGGAGGGCAACGGUGAAGGGGUUAAACAGGUUUUUGCUCCUUAUGAAUUUGUUUGCCUGGGCCCAGGGUUGGAGGGAUUCACACUUAUACCGUAUGUAUACAAGAAACAGAUUUAUAAUACUUCCCCUUUUUUUGUUACGUAUGAACGCUAUAAACCAAAUUAUUUUGAAAA